Messenger RNA from Xyrauchen texanus (razorback sucker), 5574 nucleotides. It is a transcript of the gene nup188, whose product is annotated as nucleoporin 188. NCBI's taxonomy places the organism in Eukaryota, Metazoa, Chordata, Actinopteri, Cypriniformes, Catostomidae. The coding region runs from base 12 to 5210 and encodes 1732 amino acids. Gene Ontology annotation, cellular component: nuclear pore inner ring. Gene Ontology annotation, biological process: RNA export from nucleus; protein import into nucleus. The record is from RefSeq and is a predicted model, not a curated record. Gene Ontology annotation, molecular function: structural constituent of nuclear pore. The transcript is spliced from 44 exons.
UCUGGGUAAAGAUGGCGGACUCGGAGAUGUGUGUCAGGAGCAGCCGGGAGUUAUGGACGAUCUUGCUGGGGAGAUCUGCACUUCGAGAGCCGGCCCAAAUCGAAGCGGAAUUAGAUCGGAACUGGGAGAGACUUCUGCAGGGUCUGUCCUUCUUCAAACCACCCAGCACAUCGGCCGCAGACAAGCUGAAAGCCGAUAAAGACACGGCACAAGCUCUCAAAGAAUUUGGCCUCAGAAUCAGUAAACUGCUGGGUUUGGAUGAACAGCAGAGUGUCCAGAUUCUUCAGUGUUACCUCCAAGAGGACUACAGAGGGACUCGAAACACACUCAAGGCUGUGCUACAGGAUGAGAGACAGAGUCAAGCUCUUCUUCUGAAGAUAGCAGAUUACUACUAUGAAGAAAGACUUUGUGUGCUGCGCUGUGUGUUACACCUCCUCACAUACUUCCAAGAUGAAAGACAUCCAUACAGGGCCGAGUACUCCAACUGUGUGAGUAAACUGGAGAAAGAUCUAGUGUCCAACUGCAGACAACAGUUUGGGUCACUAGCCAAAUCAGAAGCUCCGACAUGGGAGACGCACGGAAACCUGAUGACGGAAAGGCAGAUGUCCCGCUGGUUUCUUCAGUGUCUGAAGGAGCAGGCCCUGCUUCUGGAGAUCUUGUUCCUGUAUUACGCAUACUUUGAGAUGCCACCCACUGACCUUUUGACCUUCACACGCAUGUUUAAAGAGCAUGGCUUUGGGCAGCGGCAGACCAAUCGACACCUCGUGGACAAGAACAUGGACGCUCUGGUUGAUCGCAUUGGGUUUUUUAGUUCUUUGAUUCUUGUGGAGGGGAUGGACAUUGACUUCCUGCAUAAAUGUGCUUUGGAGGACCGAACAGAACAGCACCAGUUUUACGACCAGCUGGAUGUUUGCAAGGAGGUGGAUCAGAUGCUGUUGACAUUUGGCGACAUUUCUCAUCAUGGGCCGGUUCUGUUGGCUUGGGUUCUGCUGCGACACACGCUGCGUCCAGAAGAGGUGGGCUCUGUGAUCAGACGUCUGGGACACAUCACACUGCAGCUUGGGGUCUUCCAGAACCUCACCAACAUGUUGCAGGCACUCGGCAACACUGGGAAUAACUGUACAGCCAGUACCGCACGGAUGUGUAUUUAUGGUCUCUUGUCUUUUGUCAUCACAUCUUUUGAAGAAGACACACUUGGCAGCCAGCAGCACCUGAUCAAUGCAGCAUGUGAGGUUCUCGCUGCUCCAAGUCUGGCUGAACUGUUCUGGGAGUCGAAACCGAACAUGGGUCUGGGUGUGAUUCUGGACAGUGCUGUGGGUGUGUUUCCAUACAAGACCGGACCUUUACUACAGCUACUUACUGCCCUGCUGUCUGACAAAUCUACAGCUAAGAAGGUAUACACCUUCUUGGAUAAGAUGUCGUUCUACACCGAGGCCUAUAAGCACAAACCUAAUGACGUGAUCUCCAGAGAUGAUGGCACUCUAUGGAGGAGACAAACUCCUAAACUCCUCUAUCCUCUGGGUGUGGGGCAGACGAACCUGCGCAUGCCACAGGGCUGUUUCGGGCAGGUGUGUGAGGGGAAACAGCUGUCUUUGGGGGAACAGGGUUUCUUGGUGCGCUGGGACUAUUCCUACAGCUCCUGGACCCUCUUCACCUGUGAGAUUGAAAUGUUGCUGCACGUCGUCUCUACUGCAGAUGUGUUAGCUCACUGUGAGAGAGUGAAGCCCAUCUUGGACCUGGUUCAUAAGAUCAUCAGCACUGAUUGGACGGUGUCUGACUGUCUGCUGCCGCUCACAUCACGGAUCUACAUGCUGCUGCAGAGAUUGACCUCCGUCAUUAAUCCCCCGGUAGACGUGAUCACUUCCUGUAUCAACUGUCUUAUUGCUCUGGCCGCUCGGCAGCCUGGAAAGGUUUGGUCCAGUCUGCAUCACACAGGGUUCCUUCCAUUCGCCUCCACCCCUCUGACUAACAUGGCGCAGACUAUCAGUGCGGAGGGCAUGAAGGCCGGUAACUAUGGCAACCUACUGGUGUUGAUAGAACAGCCAAGAGGAGAGUACAGUGUGAGCAUCGCCUUCUUAAGACUGGUGUCCACACUCGUUAAGGGUCAGUUGGGCAGUACUCAGAGCAGAGGACUCAUCCCAUGUGUGCUGCUGGUUCUGAAGGAGAUGCUGCCCACGUAUCAUAAAUGGCGAUACAACACGUAUGGAGUCCGAGAGAGGAUCGGUUGUCUGAUUCUAGAGCUGGUUCAUGCGAUUCUCAAUCUGAGUCAGGAAGGGGAGUCAGAGGGCAGUGCUCCCAGUCUUCAAACACUGUGUAUCUACAGUCUGGCCAAUACAGAAGCAGGACAGGCGGUGGUCAACAUCAUGGGCGUGGGAGUGGACACUAUUAACAUGGUGCUGGCAGCGCAGCCCAGCAGUGGUGGUUCUGAGGGACCCGGUCAGGUUCUGAUCCAGACGGUGAAGUUGGCGUUUUCAGUCACCAACAAUGUGAUCAGACUUAAACCGCAGUCUGAUACGGCCUCACCACUGGAGCAAGCUCUAACACAGCACGGUGGUCAUAGCAACAACCUGAUCGCUGUGCUGGCGAAGUAUAUAUAUCACAAGCACGACCCAGCACUGCCACGACUUGCCAUACAGCUACUGAAGAGACUCGCCACGGUGGCUCCCAUGUCCGUGUACGCAUGUCUGGGAAGUGACGCUGCUGCAAUCAGAGACGCAUUUCUGACACGUCUGCAGAGCAGAACUGAAGACAUGCGCAUUAAAGUCACCAUCCUGGAGUUCCUCACCGUCGCUGUAGAAACACAACCCGGACUUAUCGAGCUCUUCCUCAACCUGGAAACCAAAGAUGCCAGAGAGGGGACAAAGGAGUUUUCUUUAGGUGAGUGGAGUUGUUUGUCAGUUGUGUUGGAAUUGUUGGACUCUAAACAGCAGGGGAAGUACUGGUGUCCUCCACUGCUGCAGAGGGCAGCACUCGCCUUCCUCCACGCGCUCUGGCAGGACAGACGGGACAGCGCUCUCUCUGUUCUCAGGACCAAAGAAAAAUUCUGGGAAAAUCUCACCGCUCCUUUAUUUGGAAACUUACCACCCCCAUCGGAGACCACAGAGCCAUGUGUUCUGGAAUCUUGUGCUUUUGUGAUGAAGAUAAUUGCCCUUGAGAUCUACUAUGUUGUCAGUGGUGUGUUGGAUCCGUCUCUGAAGGCAGCUUUGGAGAGUUUCAGCACUAAGCGCCGUUACGAGUUCUGGUCAGAUUAUGUGCGUGAUUUGGUGUGUUUGGCGUGUGAUAGUGAAGAGGAGGGUCUCCGCUCGCUCUCUGAAUCUCAGAUGCUCAUCUCUGCAUGGAGGACACUCUUAAUACUCUCCAGCAGUCAUUCUGAAGUGAUGCAUCUAAAAGAUUCUGUCAGGCAUAAACUUUUUAUGGACGUCUUGGAAGGAACCAAAGCAGCACUGUUGAUGUCUCAGUCUGUGUUCUGUCUGCGACUGGGAUCUAUGAUGGUCACGUUGCUCCUCAUCCUACUCAAACAGUGGAAAAGUGUUCUGGUAUCAGCUCCAGCUCUUCUUCCUCCUCUGUCUCUGAUGUUAGAGAGCGUUUUACAUGCUGAACAACAGCUGAUGGACCGAACCAAAGCCAAACUGCUCGCAGCGCUCAUCUUAGUUCUGCAGAUACAGGGACUCAACGGUGGAGAGAUUACCCAGCUGCCCCAGCUGCUGUUAUGUGUGUGUGAAAUGGUUCAGGAUGAGGCCCUGGCAUUGAUCGACAGCACACGUCACAUGCUCAAGAAAGGUGACAUUCAGGAAGACAGCAUGGAGACUGACAGUCCACACAGCGUCCAAAAAGACCAGCGAGACUCUGUGUGUGUGUUGGCUCUUCAUCUGUCUAAAGAGUUGUGUCGGGCUGAUGAGGAUGGUGAGCAAUGGCUGCAGGUGGUGAGGAAGCUGCCAGUUCUGCCAUCAGUUCUGAGCGCUCUAGAACUCAGCCUGCGAUCUAAGCAGAACCUGUACUUCACUGAGGCGGCACUUCAUCUGCUGCUAACAAUCGCAAGAACACCACAGGGGGCAGCAGUGGUCGCAGGUGCUGGAGUGAUUCAGAGCAUCUGUCUUCCUCUCCUCAGUGUUUAUGAGGGUCCGGCUAAUGGAGCUACUCAGGCGUUUGUGCGUAAAUCUCAGGACGCUCCCAGUUGGCCGGGUGUGUACAGAUUGAGUUUGUCUCUGAUGGAAAGCCUGCUUAAAACUCUCCGUUACAACUUCAUUAAUGAAGCGCUUGACUUUGUGGGGGUUCAUCAGGAGCGCAUAUUGCAGUGUUUGAACGCAGUGAGAACGGUUCAGUCUUUGGCGUGUCUGGAUGAGGCCGAUCACACGGUGGGCUUCCUGCUCCAGCUCUCUAACUUUUGCAAAGAAUGGCAGUUUCACCUGCCGCAGCUGCUCCGAGAUAUACAGGUGAAUCUGUGCUAUCUGUGUCAGACGUGUACAUACCUCCUUCACAGCAAGAAAAUGCUCGAUCAUUACCUACAGGCAAAGAAUGGGGAGGGGCUUCCCCAGGGACCACACCCACAACGUGCUGCACAGCCCGCCUCCAAAGAGCAGGUGGGCGGAGAGAUUGAGGAGGCGGAGUCUAAAGCACUACAGGCAGUUCAGUGCAGCCUGUUAAAGAUUCUCAGCAAAACUCUGGCGACAUUACAACACUUCACACCAGACUGCUGUCAGAUCUUACUUGACCAGUCCAUGGACCUGGCGGAGUACAGAACUCUCUUUGUGUUGAGUUUUACAACUCCUGCGUUUGACUCUGAUGUGGCUCCGUCGUUUGGAACGCUGCUAGCCACCAUUAAUGUGGCUCUGAGCAUGCUGGGAGAGAUUGAAAAGAAAAAAGAGCCAGUUUUCUCCUCCGAGGACACACAAGCACUAAAGUCUUUGUUGAUGUUCUCGAUGGAGAACUGUUUCUAUGUGUUGAUCUCUCAGGCUGUUCGCUGUCUAAAGGAUCCUUCAGUUUCACCCAGAGACAAACAGAGACUGAAACAGGAGCUCAGCUCAGAGCUGAGUACAUUGUUGUCUACAUUAUUUCGAUUUUUCCGGCGAGGUUCCCCCUCCUCCCCCGCCAGCGGUUUGCUUCCCUCACCGCAAACCAAACCACACACACCGGGAUCCAAGGGCACGCCGGAGGGACAGGAGCCUUUCAUCCAGCUCGUCCAAGCCUUCGUCCGGCACGUUCAACGCUAGAUGAAUUACAUUACACGCCGCAAACUUAAUGCUCUGAUCAGAGCUCAGUACUUGGAAAAAGCUGACGAUUCAGACAUCUGAAUCAAAUUGUAAGGGAUUUGUUAAACUUCACGAGAAUGAAUCCGUUUGAGUGAUUCUGGGUCUUUAUGGUGCCAAAGAUUCUUGAGCAAUCUUCCUCUAACAGCACCUGGACUACACAGAGGGUUUUUUUUUUUCUCAUUACGCAUUCAAACAUGUUCUUUUCUUCUGGGUCCUUUGUAGUUACAUGUAUAUAAUACAAAAAUGUUAGACUUUUGCGUUAUCAUAUGUCAUGGGCUUUUUGUAUGUGCCAUAUCAACCACAAUAAACUAAUAAUGAUGCACAG